Messenger RNA from Xiphophorus maculatus (southern platyfish), 2321 nucleotides. Its product is annotated as gap junction beta-3 protein-like. Gene Ontology annotation, biological process: cell communication. The record is from RefSeq and is a predicted model, not a curated record. NCBI's taxonomy places the organism in Eukaryota, Metazoa, Chordata, Actinopteri, Cyprinodontiformes, Poeciliidae. Bases 971 to 1678 code for a protein of 235 amino acids. The transcript has 2 exons. Gene Ontology annotation, cellular component: connexin complex.
UUCAUGAAGCACAUAAAGUUUUUUGGGGUUUUUUAAAUAUCCUUUUCGCUCCAUUUCACAAUUAUCCGCAAGGACAGCCUGAGGGCAUAGAAACAGCCAAGAGUUUGGUCUUAAUUGAAUAGAAGUCAGAAGAAAGUCAUUGUUUACAAAGAAAUCCUUAAGAAUUUGUAAGGAUUUGAGUUUUCUCUGCGUUUAUUUAGGUUUCUGUGUCAGUUGAGUUUCCGUGUUGUCCGGUCUACCCUUGAUUGAUCCCAGCUGUGUCUAGUUCCCCUGAUUACACUCUGUGUAUUUAAAUCCACCUGUGUCUCUUGUUUGUUGUUGGGUCCUUGUCUAAUGUCAUUGUCUCUAGCUGUGUUUCCUUAUGAUACCAGUUCUGAGCUCCUAGCCUUCUGCUCACCUGUGCUGCCUGGAUUUUGUGCAUUAGUCUUCAUUAAACCAUCAUUUUCUCUACUACCUUGGUCCACUGCGUCUAUCUCACCACUCUGCAACCUCAAAACAUGACCGAAUUCCCAUGUGCCACAACCACAAUAGAUGGUUGUGGCAGCAUUAUGCAUUGGCCAUUGUUUUCUUGAGUGAGGACAGGGAAGAGAAAGGGAGGAAAAUAACCAGUGCCCCAUUAUCAGCCGACAUGGCUUUGAUAAGCAUGAAUCUGCAAUUUUACUCUGUCAAACAUCCCAUAUUGGGAAAACAAUCUAGUUUGCCAACUGAGGUUAGGACUGUUAGAAAUGUCUUUAUCUGGUUUAAACAAAUUAUCAUCCUUGUUUGUAAAGUCUCAAGCAAACUUCUAUGGAAAAAAUAAGAUUAUUUUAUUUGUCAAGCUGAAACAUUUCACUUUUGCUUUCUCAGCCUUUAGUCUUUUAAUUCUCUUUUCUUCCCCUUUUCUCAGGUUGAAAGCAUCACGACUUCUGACGAUUUCCAGAUUCUCUCCUGACCCUCUUCCGUCCAAACACGCAGCUAUAAGUGGGCAAUCAUGAACUGGGGUAAUCUAGUGGUGCUCCUGAGUGGAGUUAACAAAUACUCCACUGUGUUUGGCCGGCUCUGGUUCUUUAUGGUGUUGAUCUUCCGGAUCCUAGUGUUUGUGGUAGCAGCUCAGCGGGUGUGGGGCGACGAAAACAGAGACUUUGACUGCAACAUUAAGCAGCCAGACUGCACCAUUGCCUGUUACGACCAUGUCUUUCCCAUCUCCCCCAUCCGCCUGUGGGCCCUGCAGCUCAUCUUCGCCACCUGCCCAUCGCUCAUGGUCGUCGGUCACGUCAAGUACAGGGAGAAGAAGGACAUGGAGUACACCACCUCCCACAAGGGGGAGCACUUGUAUGCCCGCCCUGGAAAGAAACGUGGAGCCCUGUGGUGGACUUACCUGGCGAGUUUGUUCUUCAAGGCGAGCUUCGAUGCUGGCUUCCUCUAUAUCCUGCAUUUCAUCUACAAGGGUUACGACAUGCCCCGCCUGACCAAGUGCGAACUGCCACCUUGCCCCAACGUAGUGGACUGCUACAUAUCCCGGCCCACGGAGAAAAAGAUCUUCACGCUCUUCAUGGUGGUCUCCUCUGCUGCCUGCAUCUUAAUGUGCAUCUGCGAAAUGGUGUACCUCAUCUUCAAACGUAUCAAAAAGAUCAUUAUAAGGAAGAAGGAGUACGACAUGCAGAGGUUCUCGAAAAGUCACAAAAUGACCUAUGUCUAAGACUGAAGAAAAGCCUCCUAAGCGAGUGGAGGAAAGCUAGCAGUACACUGUCCAGAGUGUUUUUGUCGAACGCCAUGGAGAGAGGGAGUUCUCCAUGAGAGAAAACGCCAGUUGCUUUAAGCAAUCCUUUAAUGUGGAUUUGUAAAUAAUUUAGAUGAUAUUCUGAAGGACACGAUGUGCACCUCCUCUCUCUUAACACAGAGGUCUCCAGUGUGAAAGGAUUGUGUGUUUGACUAGUCUUAUUUGACUGGUUGUAAUUGUGUUCUGGUUGUGCUAUCUGUAAUAUUUGUAAAUAACUACAACAUAAAUAAAUGAAUGUGGCCACUUAUGAGGAUGUAAGCAUUGACCACGAAGAAUUAUAAAUAGUAUUGAACAAUGCUUAGCAUUUUCUAGUACAACUGAAUGACUCAGUUUUAUUUAUCUCAGGUAAAUAGUCUUAUCACACCCUUUGAUUACAACUGCUUCACAAUAAAAGUUUAUAUUUUUCACGUAGCUGGAAAGUUGUAUUUUCAUAAACCUAUUUUAAUAGAGCUUUAACAAUAAAAUAGUUUAAAAAGAGUUUGAAAAGGGGGUAAAGACACAUAUUGAAGACGUUUUGCUUUAUAUUUUGUAUUUAUUGAUGCAACCAAUAAAAUCGUUAUUU